Seminavis robusta is the source of this 314-nucleotide messenger RNA. Lineage: Eukaryota; Bacillariophyta; Bacillariophyceae; Naviculales; Naviculaceae. The record is from the annotation of a GenBank genome assembly.
AUGACCCAAAUGCCAGCUCAUGCCACGCAAGGGUACGGUUCCAGGCCGGGAUAUCAAGCAGGAGAUAUCAUUAUUGCCAUGAACUAUGGAUAUAUCUCGAGAGCUGCUGUUUUGAAAGGAAAUGCGCCGUCCAUGAAAAUUUGCUUUCCUUUUGAACGGCCAGCCGAAAACCCAGCGGACGAUGAUUUUGGUGCCAAGAGCAAGCUUUAUCAACCUAUUGGGAAUAAAUCUGGCAACACAACGCAACAACAACAAGAACCAAAGUUUUACGCUGUAAUUGUGUUUCGCACACGAUGGGUGUUUCUCCCGCUUUG